Cladophialophora immunda is the source of this 928-nucleotide messenger RNA. RefSeq lists its product as uncharacterized. NCBI's taxonomy places the organism in Eukaryota, Fungi, Ascomycota, Eurotiomycetes, Chaetothyriales, Herpotrichiellaceae. The coding region runs from base 106 to 705 and encodes 199 amino acids. The record is from RefSeq and is a predicted model, not a curated record. The transcript has a single exon.
UGAGCAUGCCAGUUCUUUAAGACGCAAACCCGCUGUCCCAAUCCAACUUUUCUCAAACGGCCGCAACGAUACCUUCUCCUCGCAACUUCAACGAAGGCUCUCGCCAUGUCACCGUCAAAGACAGACCGCAACACCCCGCCUGGUAUCAAGGACGAAAAACACCGCACGAUCGUGAACAAAAACACAGGAGAGACAAUCACAUGGACAACAUACGGAUAUGAGAGCGAGGGAAAGGAAGCAAACGCCAUCCUCGUGUGCAAACCAGGCGGCGGCCCACCCCUCCACUACCACACCAGCUAUGCCGAGCGGUUCGAGGCGGUCGAGGGCGAACUGGGCGUGAUUUUGGGCAACAGAGAACCCAUGCAUUUGAAGCCGGGGGAAUCGGCCGACAUCCCCAUCGGCACCAGCCACCGCUUCUUCAAUGACGGAGACAAGGACGUCACCUUCAAGGGCUUCGUCCUGCCGGCGCACGCAGGCUUCGAGAGGAGCCUUUACAUACUCUUCGGCUUGAACAACGAUGGUCUGGCGGAUGCGGAGACGGGCAUGCCGCACAGCAUCUUGCACACCGCUCUGAUCGGGGAGAUGAGUGACAUGAGGUUCCCGGGCUUCCAGGGCGGGUUGAUGAAUUAUGUCGGCAAAGUUCUGGCCGUGUACGCGAGGUGGACGGGCGUUGAGGAUGAGUUGUUGAGGAAGUACUGGGAUUGAUUUCCAUUCAGCGGCGUUUCGGAACUAGCAGACUUGUAAGGGGCCUUAAAAGGCGUAGGAACCACCAUGGGGAGUUUGGAAGUCCAUCGUCCCCUUGUAAUCGGAAAGAUCAUCUCCUGGAUAGCCAUUUCGAUUCUCAGCCGACUGUCUCCAAUCACGUGGGAUGUGUCGAACAUGUUUUGGAGAUUACACUCUUGACUGAGACCAUUAGCAGGUUCGAGCU